Molecule: messenger RNA, 859 nt
Organism: Apis mellifera (honey bee)
Lineage: Eukaryota; Metazoa; Arthropoda; Insecta; Hymenoptera; Apidae
Product: vesicle transport protein GOT1B
Exons: 4
Coding region: 277-699 (140 amino acids)
Biological process (GO): retrograde transport, endosome to Golgi; endoplasmic reticulum to Golgi vesicle-mediated transport
Cellular component (GO): membrane; endoplasmic reticulum
Source: RefSeq, a predicted model, not a curated record
UAUAAAUAUAAUGAUGUUCAGUUCAUCAAUGAUUGAGCAUAUCUAAAUUUUAUAAAAAUAAUGAUAUGGUGGUUAUUACAACAUAUAUACAGUAUUCAAUUUACAAUUUUUAUACGGUGAUUAGAAAUAGUGUUUAGUUGAAAAGUAUCAUUUCACAAUUAAUGACGUGGAUUUAGGUUAGGUUAUGCACAACGUUACAACUGUUACAAGAAUUCUUAUCGAAAUAAUAUUAUAAAAAUAAUUUAAGUAUUUAUUAUUAAACACAAAUCAUAAAUAAUGUUCGAAAUAACAGAUACACAAAAAAUUGGAGUGGGACUUGUAGGUUUUGGAAUAUCUUUUCUAUUUCUUGGGGUUUUAUUACUGUUUGAUAAAGGUCUUCUUGCUAUUGGAAACAUUUUGUUUAUAUCUGGAUUAGCAUGUGUUAUUGGACCAAAGAGAACUCUCAGCUUUUUUUUUCAAAAACAUAAAAUAAAAGCCAGUGCUUCAUUUUUAGGAGGCAUCAUUGUAGUACUUAUGGGUUGGCCUAUUAUAGGCAUGAUCAUAGAAACAUAUGGUUUUGUAUUAUUAUUUAGUGGUUUUCUCCCAGUUGCGAUAAAUGUUUUACGAAAAGUACCUGGUUUAAGAAUUAUUUUAAAUUUACCAGGUAUAUCUAAAAUAUUAGAUUCAGUUGCAGGAGAUCCAAAUAGAACAACUGUAUAAUAUGUUUGUUAAUGUAUCACUCAAAUCAUUGUAUAUAAGAACCAUUAUUUUAUAUUAUAUCCUAAACAUUCUUGUCAUUCCCUUCUGAAAUUUUACAGAUCUCUUUUUGUAUUGUAUAAAUAUCAAAUGUAAACAAUAAAAUUCAAUUAAUGUCAAUUUA